GCUCUAGGGAGGGAAAGUCUAUGGGUACCGCCUCUUCCGCUUCCUCCCGUUCCCCUAGCUUCCGGUUCGCGCGCCGACGACGUUCCGUCUCCGUCAGUGGGAAGCUUCUGUGGCGGCGCGGCCUGGCUGAGGAGCGGGGGGCGGCCGGCCGGGCCUGAUCAUCUUUCCCUGAAGAUGGCGCUCUCCAAGCGGGAGCUGGACGAGCUGAAACCAUGGGUAGAGAAGACAGUGAAACGGGUCCUGGGCUUCUCAGAGCCCACAGUUGUCACCGCUGCACUGAACUGUGUUGGGAAGGGGAUGGACAAGAAGAAAGCGGCAGAUCACCUCAAACCUUUCUUGGACGACUCCACUCUGCGGUUUGUUGACAAGCUCUUUGAAGCCGUUGAAGAGGGCCGAAGCUCCCGACACUCCAAGUCCAACAGUGACCGGAACCGAAAGCGGGAGUUGAAGGAUGUGUUUGGAGAUGACUCUGAAAUUUCAAAGGAGUCCUCGGGCGUCAAGAAACGCCGCAUCCCUCGCUUUGAAGAAGUGGAAGAGGAACCUGAGGUGAUCCCUGGCCCACCCACCGAAAGUCCAGGAAUGCUGACCAAACUGCAGAUCAAGCAAAUGAUGGAAGCAGCAACACGGCAAAUUGAGGAGAGGAAAAAGCAGUUGAGUUUCAUCACCCCUCCUGCACCUCAGCCCAAAUCGCCAGCAGCUACCCAGCCUGAGCGCCUCCCCAUCGGCAACACCAUCCAGCCCUCCCAGGCCGCCACCUUCAUGAACGAUGCCAUCGAGAAGGCGCGGAAGGCAGCUGAGCUGCAGGCCCGGAUCCAGGCCCAGCUGGCCUUGAAACCCGGGCUCAUUGGCAAUGCCAACAUGGUUGGCCUGGCCAACCUGCACGCCAUGGGGAUUGCACCGCCGCCCAGGAAAGUUGAGCUGAAGGACCAGACCAAGCCAACCCCGCUGAUUCUGGAUGAACAAGGCCGCACGGUGGAUGCCACUGGCAAGGAGAUCGAGCUGACGCACCGCAUGCCGACCCUGAAGGCCAACAUCCGGGCCGUGAAGCGGGAGCAGUUCAAGCAGCAGCUCAAGGAGAAGCCCUCCGAAGACAUGGAGUCCAACACUUACUUCGACCCCCGGGUCUUCAUCACCCCAGCCCAGCGGCCAAAGCGGACAUUCAAGUUCCACGAUAAGGGCAAAUUUGAAAAAAUUGCACAGAGGUUGCGGACGAAGGCCCAGUUAGAAAAACUCCAAGCUGAGAUCUCUCAAGCUGCCAAGAAGACCGGAAUUCACACCUCUACCAAACUGGCCCUGAUCACUCCCAAAAAAGAGCUGAAAGAAGGGGACAUCCCUGAGGUGGAGUGGUGGGACUCUUAUAUCAUCCCCAAUGGCUUUGAUGUGAAAGCCGCCGAUUCGUUUAAAAGAGAGGACUACUUCGGCAUCACAAACCUGGUGGAGCACCCGGCCCAGUUAAACCCCCCAGUGGACAGUGACAUGCCAGUGACCCUGGGGGUCUACCUAACCAAGAAAGAGCAGAAAAAACUACGGCGUCAGACCCGACGGGAAGCCCAGAAGGAGCUGCAGGAGAAAGUGAGGCUCGGCCUUAUGCCGCCCCCUGAACCAAAAGUACGGAUCUCGAACCUGAUGCGUGUUCUGGGAACAGAAGCUGUUCAGGACCCAACCAAAGUAGAGGCCCACGUCCGGGCCCAGAUGGCCAAGCGGCAGAAAGCUCAUGAAGAGGCAAACGCAGCACGGAAGCUAACAGUGGAACAGAGGAAAGCAAAGAAGGUGAAAAAGCUGAAAGAAGACAUUUCACAAGGGGUUCAUGUAGCUGUUUAUAGAGUCCGAAAUCUAAGCAACCCAGCAAAGAAAUUCAAAAUUGAAGCCAAUGCCGGCCAGCUUUACCUAACAGGAGUUGUGGUUUUACACAAAGAUGUCAAUGUGGUGGUGGUAGAAGGAGGUCCUAAAGCACAGAAGAAGUUCAAACGGCUGAUGCUACAUCGAAUAAAGUGGGAUGAACAGACAUCCAGUUCGAAGGGAGAUGAUGAUGACGAAUCUGAUGAGGAGUCUGUGAAAAAGUCAAACAAAUGUUCUCUAGUUUGGGAUGGCACAGCAAAAGAACGCAGCUUCGGCGAGAUGAAAUUCAAGCAAUGCCCCACUGAAAACAUGGCACGGGAGCACUUUAAGAAACACGGGGCAGAGCAUUACUGGGACCUGGCUCUGAGCGAAUCGGUGUUGGAAUCCACAGACUGAAAGCGCCUCCAGGCCCCUUUGCCAACACUUUCCACGUUUGGGUUCUGAGAGCAAGAACUUGGCGGGAACCUGGAACUACAGGCCCCCUUCUCCCCCCUUUUCUCCCUUCAAGUUCCUCGCAGUCUGAUGCAUACAAUUAAAAGAAAUAUUUUUCAAAAACCAAGCAAAACAACCCAAGGGUUUUUGGUUUUGGUAUUUUUUGGACUGAAACCAGUCGUGGAGUUGAUGUGUGCUCUUUAGCUUUCCUGUCAUGCUCUCUGGAAAAGAUUCAGCAUUGAGGCUGUCGAAAAGCAGAGAAGGAAGCCACUUUCCCAGUCACACGCCUUGUCUUCCCAAACCCACCGGCCUCCUAAAAGGGACAGCCCUCCCCCUCCCCUUUUUUUGGCUUUUUCUUUUUCCAGUUCGUUAGGUUUGUUUGGACACUAGACAAGUCAGUAAGGCGCCUCCGUGAUGGGAAGAUGAAAAACGAUAGGGGCAGAGGAGCAGUUCGGGAUCGCAGACUCCAGCGGACACGAGGGAGCCAUUCGCAGCAUUGGAAUUGUACAGCGGAUUAGGAGCUGGGGAUUUAGCCCACAUCCUACAUAUACAGAAUAAACUUUUUUUUUUUGUAAAAAGUUGAAAACAAAA
Molecule: messenger RNA, 2862 nt
Organism: Hemicordylus capensis (graceful crag lizard)
Lineage: Eukaryota; Metazoa; Chordata; Lepidosauria; Squamata; Cordylidae
Gene: PRPF3
Product: pre-mRNA processing factor 3
Exons: 16
Coding region: 175-2235 (686 amino acids)
Biological process (GO): mRNA splicing, via spliceosome
Cellular component (GO): U4/U6 x U5 tri-snRNP complex
Source: RefSeq, a predicted model, not a curated record